Molecule: messenger RNA, 2257 nt
Organism: Neopelma chrysocephalum (saffron-crested tyrant-manakin)
Lineage: Eukaryota; Metazoa; Chordata; Aves; Passeriformes; Pipridae
Gene: GNPDA1
Product: glucosamine-6-phosphate deaminase 1
Exons: 6
Coding region: 122-988 (288 amino acids)
Biological process (GO): N-acetylglucosamine catabolic process; D-glucosamine catabolic process; N-acetylneuraminate catabolic process
Cellular component (GO): cytoplasm
Molecular function (GO): identical protein binding; glucosamine-6-phosphate deaminase activity
Source: RefSeq, a predicted model, not a curated record
CGGGCGGCGGGCGGGCGAUCCCGGGCGGAAGCGAUCCCCGGGCCAAGGCGGCGAUCCCCGGGCAGAGGCGACCCCGGGCGGGUGAUCCCGGGCGGAGGAAGCGAUUCCGGGCGGCCCCACCAUGAAGCUCAUCAUCCUGGACACGUACUCGCAGGCCAGCGAGUGGGCGGCCAAGUACAUCCGCAACCGCAUCGUCCAGUUCGGGCCGGGCCCCGGGCGGUUCUUCACGCUGGGGCUGCCCACAGGCAGCACCCCGCUGGGAUGCUACAAGAAACUGGUGGAGUAUUACCGGAACGGGGACCUCUCCUUCAAGUACGUGAAGACCUUCAACAUGGACGAGUACGUGGGUCUCCCGAGGGAUCACCCAGAAAGUUACCAUUCCUUCAUGUGGAAUAACUUCUUUAAGCACAUUGACAUCUCACCAGAGAAUGUCCACAUUUUGGAUGGAAAUGCACCUGAUCUCCAGGCAGAGUGUGAUGCGUUUGAGGAGAAAAUCAAAGCAGCUGGAGGAAUUGAACUCUUUGUUGGAGGUAUUGGCCCGGAUGGUCACAUUGCUUUCAACGAGCCGGGAUCAAGUUUGGUGUCCAGGACACGAGUGAAGACCUUGGCCAUGGACACCAUAUUGGCUAAUGCCAGGUUCUUUGAUGGUGACCUCUCCAAAGUCCCCACAAUGGCCUUGACAGUCGGAGUAGGCACUGUCAUGGAUGCCAGAGAGGUGAUGAUUCUGAUCACAGGAGCCCACAAAGCCUUUGCUUUGUACAAAGCCAUCGAGGAAGGUAUCAAUCACAUGUGGACAGUGUCUGCCUUCCAGCAGCACCCCAACACCGUGUUCGUGUGUGACGAGGAUGCCACGCUGGAGCUCAAAGUCAAGACAGUGAAAUACUUUAAAGGUUUAAUGCUGGUUCACAACAAGCUCGUGGAGCCCUUGUACAGCAUGAAGGAGACCGGAGCAGAGAGGAGCCAGUCUAAGAAGCCGUACAGUGACUGAUCUGCUCGGGGCAGUGCUGAACCAGCUGUUGAAAACAGCUGGGAAAAAAAGGGAAUUUUUCCAAAAACUGUUCUCAUAUUUGUUCUUAAAUUAGCAGAAUGGUCAUAUGGUUGCUUCUCGCCAUUAAAGAGACAGAUGCCAAACACCUGCCUUAAUUAACCAAAUGGAUGGAUCCAGUGCACUGUGUUCCACAAACUUCUGUCACUAACUCAUUCUCUGAAGGUGAAGUCAGUGAAGGAUGAGUUGUUUGAUCUAUGAACUGACUGAAUCUUUGUCUGAAGGCUGCAAAACUGAAAUGUGAGGAUAAGUGAAAGUCCAACACAAACCGAGUGGGUAAUCGCUUUGAGGUGUAUUCCUUGUAAUUAGGACAAGUACCUCUUGUGUCAUUCCUUCUCCAUGAAACACUCCUGCAUUAGAAUAAUGGAAAAUGGGAAGCGAACUUGUCCAGGUGGAGAAGGGAAAGCUUCACAUGAGCAGCCCCAGAGCCAGGAGGGGGUCAGCGAGAAGAUGGAGCCGGGAGGAAGAUGAGAAGAGACAGUGGGACCUGAGCGGAGACACAAUGCUCAGACUGGAUAGAAAGAUACAAUCUCCUCAUGGGGACAGCCAAGCAAUGGGGCAGAUUCCCCAGAAGCUGUGCAGGCUCUGUCCUUAGGAGGUUUCCAAAAUCUGACUGGAUAAAGCCCUGGCUGAGCCCUGCUUUGAGCCAGAUGUUGGACUUGUGAUCACCUCAGCACAGGAGGCUACAGCAGCAUUCACCCACACAGGGUUAAUUGUGCAGUUUGGGCAUCUGAGGAUGUUAUUGAUGUCACACAAGAAGCCCUUCAUGUUCAGUCCCAGGGUAUAACUUUCUAUGCCCUGGUGCUUUAUGAAGUACUCAAAAGGGUAGAUUAGUUCAGAUGAAGCAGAAGUGACCUCUCUGUGCUCAGCACUGUUCAUUGUAACAGGGCAGAGCCUGAAGCAAUAUGUUCUCUCUCCUCACUGCAGAACUUUCCAUUGCUCUGAGUAAAUGCCAAACCAGCCUCCAAGGAAAUGCUCUGUUCCCACUGGCUUCAGCCUCUCUUUAAUAACAGAAGUCCCACAUGGGUGGACAACAGCCUGUACUAGCAAGACCCCACUAAUUCUGAUAUGUGAUUCCUGGGAUUCUCAUCCAAUGCUACCACAGGAGGGGCAAGAAAACUGAGCGACGUUUAUUUUCUUUAUGCAGAAAUUUUGUAAGCUGUUGAUCUGUAAUGCAACUUUCUAGACUAAACAUCUUUAAUUUUUUCUAAA